Cicer arietinum (chickpea) is the source of this 590-nucleotide messenger RNA. RefSeq lists its product as uncharacterized. The record is from RefSeq and is a predicted model, not a curated record. NCBI's taxonomy places the organism in Eukaryota, Viridiplantae, Streptophyta, Magnoliopsida, Fabales, Fabaceae.
UACCAAAUAAAAUAUUGUGCUUGUUCCAGUAAUUGUAUAUCUACAAAACAAGAAACCAAGAGAAUGGUGAGACCCGAGGACUACUACAAUCACAUUUCAGGUCUCCGAAGAGAGCCAAGUGUUCUCACUGACGUCCCUCGUUACCCAAACGCUCAAAUGGCCUUCAACAAGAGGCAGGUUGUUUAUGAGGAUGAUGAGAUCGAAGCUGUUCGAUACAACGAAGGAUCUCGUCACGGCAUCCACCACCACCACCACAACAACAACCCAGAGAUCCUCCGUGAGAAGGUUGAAGUGAUCAGGUAUGAAGAAGAACCAUCUCAGGUAGGAUAUCGUGAAGAAGUGAUAUACGAAGAUGUUCGAAGGAACCGACCAGGCGGUCUUGAGUUGCACAAAUGGAAGACAUACAGGCCAUAAGCAGCUGCUAUAGCUACUUUGCUAGGCAGGCUAUAUAUCUUAACAAAACAUCACUCAUGUGUUUCUAUUAAAUAAAUUCCUGCUUAGCCACCCGUUAUCAUGUAUCCAUCUUAUUAAUAAACCAUAUAUAUCUAUAUAUAUACCAUGUGUGCGAUGGCUUAAUUAUUGUUUAUUUA